UUCAAAAUGGCUGUCGAAUGUGUGAUAAAAAAUGCAACAAAAACAGUUGGAGAAGGUCCCCAUUGGGAUGACAUGACAAAUACACUUCUCUAUGUGGACAUUCAGGAAAACACUAUCCAUAGAUUUAACCCAGAGACGAGCGUUGGUGAUAAAAUAAUACUAGAGGACACAAUUGGAUUUGUGGUACCCGCUAAAAAGGGUGGAUUGAUAGCUGGCGUCGGUCGUUGUCUAGUUCAUGUUGACUGGGAUACGAAGAAGGUUACCAAACUACACGAGGUGGAGAAGAGUCUAAAGACACGAUUUAAUGAUGGAAAAUGUGAUCCGAGAGGAAGAGUCUGGGCAGGAACAAUGGGACCAGUUGAUCCUGACGUCGAGAAUAUGCCUAAAAUUGGUAGUCUGUAUUGUCUUGAUCUGGACGGCAGUCUGCACACAAUGGUGAAAGAUGUUGGUAUCUCUAAUGGGCUUGCUUGGACCAGUGACGAAAAAACAAUGUACUACAUCGACUCGACACCACGAAAAAUAUAUCGCUAUGAUUAUGACGUAACUACAGGAAAGAUCUCUAAUCAGAAAGUAGUUGUAGACAACGCUGGAAAACCAUUAUCAGACUUCGGUUUUCCUGACGGAAUGACCAUUGAUACGGAGGGUAAACUAUGGGUCGCAUGCUUCUUUGCCAGUAAAGUUGUUCGAUAUGAUCCAGAGACAGGUCAAAAACUGCAGGCUGUCAACAUCCCUGCUCUAAGAAUAACGUCAUGUUGUUUUGGCGGGAAGAAUUUGGAUGAACUUUACGUCACAUGUUCCGCUCACGAGGUCUCUAAAGAAGAGUUUCAAAAAUAUCCUAUGACCGGUUCUGUUUUCAGAGUUAAAGGUCUUGGCGUGAACGGUAUUAAGGCUCAAAUCUAUGAAGGAGAAAUCAAAGAGGGUUAAAAAGAUGUUUUAUGCAGAAUUUGAUAAAGAAAUAUUCAUGUAUGCAUUCAUUCAAUGUUCAAGUUUUUC
This is a messenger RNA of Saccostrea cuccullata (small rock oyster), 993 nucleotides long. RefSeq names its product regucalcin-like. Gene Ontology annotation, biological process: L-ascorbic acid biosynthetic process. Gene Ontology annotation, molecular function: calcium ion binding; gluconolactonase activity; enzyme regulator activity. Lineage: Eukaryota; Metazoa; Mollusca; Bivalvia; Ostreida; Ostreidae. The transcript has 5 exons. The record is from RefSeq and is a predicted model, not a curated record. Bases 7 to 924 code for a protein of 305 amino acids.